UCUCCUUCAAGGAGAAAAACAAAGAAGCUCCCGUUUCAUUCCGUCUCCCUCCAUAAAAACCCCUCCCGCCAUCCCUCCUCCAAAAAGCAUCCCACAUUCUCGAUCAAAUCCUCACCGUCGUUUUCCAAACCAAUGGCUCUCAAAUCCGUACACGUGUCCGACGUUCCGAACUUCGACCACAUGCCGGAGAACGCCGUUCGCGCUCUUUCCUCCCCUCGCUUCCCAAGAGGACCUGACGGUGUUAAAGCGUCGUUUAAACCGCCGAAGUUUGUCGUGAUCGGCCACCGUGGCAACGGCAUGAACAUGCUUUACUCGGCGGACCGAAGAAUGAAGGCAAUCAAGGAGAAUUCGAUCCUCUCCUUCGACGCGGCGGGCAAAUUCGCCGUUGAUUUCGUCGAGUUCGACGUUCAGGUGACUAAAGAUGACUGCCCGGUCAUUUUCCACGACAAUUUCAUCCUCACCGAAGAAGAAGGCAGUUCUAUAUCCGAGAAGAGAGUUACAGAGCUUACCUUGCCUGAAUUUCUCUGCUAUGGACCCCAAAGAGAGUCUGGAAAUGUGGGAAAAUCAUUGCUUAGAAAAGUUAAAGAUGGGAGAAUUUUCAGCUGGAACGUUGAGGAUGAUGACCCUCUUUGUACAUUACAAGAGGCCUUUCAGAAAGUCAAUCCGUCUAUUGGUUUCAACAUCGAACUGAAAUUCGACGACUACAUUGUUUAUGAAGACGAGACGCUUGUACAUGUUCUUCAAGUAAUCCUACAGGUGGUGUUCAAAUAUGCCAAAGAGCGGCCCAUCAUCUUCUCGAGCUUCCAACCUGAUGCGGUCCAGAUACUCAGGAAAUUACAGAGUGUUUACCCUGUUUUCUUCCUCACAAAUGGUGGCUCCGAAGUUUAUAAUGAUGUGAGAAGAAACUCCAUAGAUGAAGCCAUCAAAUUGUGUUUGGCAGGCGGUUUGCAAGGGAUAGUAUCGGAAGUCAGAGCAAUUUUCAGAAAUCCAGGAGCAAUACCAAGGAUCAAAGAAGCCAAUCUUUCCCUCCUAAGCUAUGGCCAAUUGAACAAUGUCUCAGAGGCAGUUUACAUGCAACAUCUAAUGGGCGUCGAUGGUGUGAUCGUUGACCUGGUUAAAGAGAUCACAGAAUCCGUUUCUGAUUUCAUCAGACCAGCUGAGGAGGCAGAAGAGAGCAGGCAUGUUUUAGAAGGAGAGGGGAAGCUAACGAGAAUCACAAGGCCGAAGUUUUCUCAACACGAACUCUCAUUCCUACUAAAGCUCAUACCUGAAUUGAUACAGUUUUGAACCUACACGCUCAACAAGGAAAAAAUCAUCAUCACUGUCAAAAAGAAGAAGUAGAGGAUAGCUUUAUCCCAUGGGCAUUGUGGUGUAGUAAUUGAUCUGUUAAAUACUAUUGAACUCAUACAUCACCAUGGAUAGGGCUUCCUUUUGUACCACAAAAAAUCUAUAUGAUCUUGGGCCGUGUUAUUCAUUCAGUUGCA
Molecule: messenger RNA, 1484 nt
Organism: Magnolia sinica
Lineage: Eukaryota; Viridiplantae; Streptophyta; Magnoliopsida; Magnoliales; Magnoliaceae
Product: glycerophosphodiester phosphodiesterase GDPD2-like
Exons: 8
Coding region: 133-1287 (384 amino acids)
Biological process (GO): glycerophospholipid catabolic process
Molecular function (GO): phosphoric diester hydrolase activity
Source: RefSeq, a predicted model, not a curated record